AUGACUUCUUCAUCAACAGUGCCUCCAUUUUCUAAUAGUCUGAUUAAAGUCUUCUUCUUUCCGAUGACUUUGGAUUCAAUGGCAAUAAUAUGUCUUCGUUUGGACAAAGAGUUGGACUCAAUAUUUGUGGACAUUUUGAUUGUGUCGGGUUCUGAAGACGCGGAGAAGAUUCAUAAACAUUACGGAAACGCAAGAGAUAUAGAAUGGGGUCUAAAAGGGGGCCAAAUAUUUAUGCUUCAGUCGAGACCCGUAACUAAUUUAGACAAUUCUUACACCGAUUACGAGGUUAUGCACGAAAUGGAUAGCCCUCAUCAAACAGAGUUUGAAAUCUACUCUCGAGCCCAUUGGGGUGAAAACUUUCCCGGCUCAUCAUCAUGGUUGGUCUUCACGUGGACUUUUGCCAACAAAAGCGGAUUCUUUCGCUUUGGUAUGGAAGACGGGAAAGUGACUGAAGACGACUACAAUCCUUACACUCUAGGAAUGGGUGUUCAAUACAAUCAAUUGAUGUUUAAUAUGACUAACGGAGGCUUUGAUCUAUUCAGUCAAUACCCUGAAUCAGAUCAGGCGAGACAAAUGGUGUUAGCCUUCUUCGGGCAUCAAAUCGACGACAAGGAUGUGUUGGAAUCGUUCAAAGAGCUGAAACAAGAAGUCAAAAGUCAAUCGUUUUACCACAAAGUGAGAGGUUUUUUCAAAAUGUUUCAUAUGUUGGUCUUCGGGCCGUCAGUACUGAUCCGAACAAAGAAGGAAUACAUCGAUGAUAUGAAAUACGAUUUGGUAGAGCGGCUGAAGGAGUUUCCCGACGCCAAGCGGAUUAUGACCGGCAUUAUUGACAAUUACGGGAUAAUAGCGAACGUUCAGUUUCAGAAUCACGGCCCGGCAUCCAUUGGCUCCACCAUUAAGCACCUGCUUCUCCACAAUGCACUUCAGGGGGCGAAGAAAAAUAAUCUAGAAUUGGAGUCGGAUUUCAAUCUAUUGAUCUCGUCGUGUAAUGAAGUGAUCAGCGCUGAAGUGCCCAACAGUUUGCGUGAAAUCGCAAAGUCUAUCGACGAUAAGCAAUGGUUCCGACAAUUGAGUGAUGAGAAGGCUUUGACGACUCUUAUGGAGGGCACGGAUGAGAGCUCCCGAAGGUUUAAGGCGUUUCUGGAGAAACACGGCCACAGAGGUUACCGAGAGUUUGAUCCCAUGCAUCUGCCGUGGGGUGACAAUCCUAUACCUGUGAUCAAAAAUAUUAAGGCAAUACUAUCGGGCAGUGAAUCACAAUUACACGGCACCUCAUCCUUACCGCAGCCUAUAGCUCAGCUGUCCAAGUAUUUCAUGAUUUGGAUGAAUAACAAACAGAGACAGGGAUUCCGUUAUUUAGCCAAACAGAUGGUUAGGGAGGGACUCAUCCCAACUGAGCUGUGUAAGAAGAUAGACUGCCGGCUUCUUUACCUCUCAAACAGCUUACCCUCGUCUCUAGGCUACUAUAAGAGCUUUCACUCUGUUGCCGCUUCUGAAAUAGGUUUUUACCUAUUUAUGUUCAAUGAAGAGUUUACUAAAGGACCAGAAAUGAAACCCAGAAAUUUUGAGGACCGGAUUAUACCUCCAGUUCUGACCUCAGCCCGCGAAUACGGGAUCCCGAGUCUGAUAGCAGUGGAGGGCGCGUGUCGUGCCUUCAGGACCGGCGAUAUCUGUCUAUUGGACACUAAGACACAGACCAUCACUAAAGUCGAUACAAUAUCGUCAACAAACACAUUAGACGAUAAGCCCGAUGCCAUCACAAUAUGGCCACAAACGGACACAAAACAGUCACUGCCGGAGAUCGAUGGCGAGUGCGGUAUCAAAAAGCGGUCAAAACUGGCCCGAGUUGUGGGCGGACACAACUCGACAUUCGGUUCGUGGCCGUGGAUGGUAUCGAUCCGGAGGUUGUCCUUCUUCAAGACGUCCAGUACUCACAAAUGCGGCGGCGCUUUACUCAACCACCGAUGGGUGGCCACCGCUGGCCAUUGCGUCCAAGAUUCGGUACCGCUUAUAUUAGGCAUCAACAAGUUUAUUAAACUUUGUAAUGAAAUCAAUUGGCAAUUGUUUAAGUAUUUCAAUGUUUUGAUACAAUUAUUGUGGCGAAGAAGGGGUCAGAAAAGUAACCGUAUUGUUAGACACGACGUCUGGAACGAUAGUAUACGAGACGCCGGGAUAUUGCCGUUCCCUCACGAGUGGGACUAUGAUCUGCCGUCACAGUUUACAUUAUCUCCAAAAUAUUUGAAACAAAACAAUGCAUUUGAAGACCGAUUCCAACAAUUCGGUCAAAUGAAAGGCACUUUCAAAGAGGAUAAGGAAGAGGAGAGACAAAUAUACUUCUGGGGAUCUAUUAGUAAAAAUGGAGGUAAAGGAAGUUCUUUAGCGGUUCUCAAGGGUUUGAGUGAAGAUUUAGUUAAAGAGAAGUACGAAAACACAUUCAAUGUUCCGAAUGGUGUUAUUGUGACCACAAAUGCUUAUCAAAGACUUCUUCGGGAACACAACGAUGUGUUGAAAGGCAUUCAAGACUUGGAAAAGUCGACUGAAUUGUCGACAAAGGAAUUGAAGAUUAAAUGCGAAAACUUAAUGGACUUAAUAUCGAGUCAUAAAUUACCUGAAGAUAUAAAACAAGAAAUAAAAGUGAAAUUAAGUGAGAAUUUCAGUGAUUAUGAGAAGAGAUUAUUUGCCGUCAGAUCUUCGGGCGCUUCGGAGGACUCGGAAGAGAUGUCAGCCGCCGGACAAAUGACUACUUAUUUAGGAGUCAAAGGAUUGGAUGAGAUGUACUCAUCAGUGAUGAAGUGCUGGUCUUCACAGUUCUCUCACAUCGCAUACGAGUAUAAGAGAGGUUACGGACAGACCAUUAAUACCCCGAUGGCUGUUGUGAUCCAAGAGAUGAUUGGCUGCGAAUCGGCGGGAGUUAUGUUCACUUGUGAUCCGAUUACCGGCGAUGAGAGGGUUAUUGAGAUUACAGGCAAUUAUGGAUUGGGAGAACGCUUCCACUUCAGUGAUAGUCAAGUAGAAAAAUGUGUCCACCGAUGAUUUUUCACUUUUUGCCCCAAAUUGUGA
This is a messenger RNA of Medioppia subpectinata, 3060 nucleotides long. The record is from the annotation of a GenBank genome assembly. NCBI's taxonomy places the organism in Eukaryota, Metazoa, Arthropoda, Arachnida, Sarcoptiformes, Oppiidae.